AUGGGACUUCAUCUUCUUCGUUGUACUGCUUAUUUAUCAAAUUAUAAUUAUUUACAGGCAAUAUUAAGAGAAAACGCGGCAUAUAAAUCCUUUUUAGAUAUAUGCCCGUUAAAAAUACUUGGAGGCGUUGAAGCAGAUAUUACACAAAUUCCAUACCAGGUUGCACUUAGGCAACAGAAUUGGUACGGUGUGUCAUGGUCGUCCUUUUGUGGUGGAUCUUUAAUUACACUGAGAUACGUACUAACUGCUGCGCAUUGCUUUAUAUUUUCAGAGUAA
Pieris macdunnoughi is the source of this 276-nucleotide messenger RNA. The record is from the annotation of a GenBank genome assembly. Lineage: Eukaryota; Metazoa; Arthropoda; Insecta; Lepidoptera; Pieridae.